Molecule: messenger RNA, 600 nt
Organism: Pseudogymnoascus destructans
Lineage: Eukaryota; Fungi; Ascomycota; Leotiomycetes; Thelebolales; Thelebolaceae
Gene: ACN9
Product: acetate non-utilizing protein 9
Exons: 3
Coding region: 181-600 (139 amino acids)
Biological process (GO): mitochondrial respiratory chain complex II assembly; succinate metabolic process
Cellular component (GO): mitochondrion; mitochondrial intermembrane space
Source: RefSeq, a predicted model, not a curated record
AUACCGUGUUUAUCGCAACCCCCACCGUCAUCCCCGCAACUUUUCCCUCUCCCCCGCACAGCCUCGCCACAAGGCUGACAGCUUCAACCCCAAACCCACGAACCUCGGAUCUACCCCAUCACCACCCUUUACUUUCCUCCCUCUCACCUCCCACCACGCCCCCAAAAUAAACAAAACACAAUGCGCACCCUCCGCCCCCUCCUCGCGCGCGCCGCCACCCUAACACCAGCCGGUCGCGCACCGCCCUCGGCGCUGCUCCCGCCGAUACCGCUGUAUAGACGGUUGUUGAGGGCGCAUAGGAAGUGUUUGCCGAGGGAGAUGAGGGUGUUGGGGGAUGAGUAUGUUAAGGGGGAGUUUAGAACGCAUAGGGAGGUGGAGAAUCCGAUGCAUAUUAUCGGUUUCCUAACAGAAUGGCAACUCUACGCCCAAAAACUCGAAGGCUCCUCCUGGCAGGGCGAGGUGCUGGACAAAGCCAAGAUCGAUAAGAUGAGCGAUCAGCAAAUAGGGCAGUUGUACGAGUUGAUGAAGGCUACUAGGGAUUUAGAAGGGGAGGAUGAGGGAGGGGAGUUGGGGGGAGAGGGAGGGAAGGAGGGGAAGUGA